Ictidomys tridecemlineatus (thirteen-lined ground squirrel) is the source of this 1798-nucleotide messenger RNA. The record is from RefSeq and is a predicted model, not a curated record. NCBI's taxonomy places the organism in Eukaryota, Metazoa, Chordata, Mammalia, Rodentia, Sciuridae.
AUGGACUUUGCCGCUUGCUUCCAGGUUCCUGCAGGUGAGCGCCAAGAGCAGAAUGACUUGGAAGCUUGUGGUGCUGCUCGGCCUGGCCCUGGGCGUCGCUGCUGCUCCUGUGGACGACCCUGAGGAUAGCGGCAAGCACUGGGUGGUGAUUGUGGCAGGCUCCAAUGGCUGGUACAACUACAGGCACCAGGCCGAUGCGUGCCACGCCUACCAGAUCAUCCACCGCAACGGGAUUCCCGACGAGCAAAUCAUCGUGAUGAUGUACGACGACAUUGCCAACAACGAGGAGAACCCCACCCCAGGUAUCGUGAUCAACAGGCCCAACGGCACGGACGUGUACAAGGGAGUCCCCAAGGACUACACUGGGGAGGACGUCACCCCACAAAACUUCCUGGCUGUGUUGAGAGGUGACGCCGAAGCAGUGAAGGGCAAAGGCUCUGGAAAGGUCCUGAAGAGCGGCCCCCAGGACCACGUGUUCAUCUACUUCACUGACCACGGAGCUACUGGAAUCCUGGUUUUUCCUAACGAUGAACUUCACGUGAAGGACCUGAACGAGACCAUCCAUUACAUGCACGAACACAGAAUGUACCAAAAGAUGGUGUUCUAUAUCGAAGCCUGUGAGUCCGGCUCCAUGAUGAACCACCUGCCCAAUAACAUCAACGUUUACGCAACUACCGCCGCCAACGCCAAGGAGUCCUCCUACGCCUGCUACUACGACGAGAAGAGGAGCACCUACCUGGGUGACUGGUACAGUGUCAACUGGAUGGAAGACUCGGACGUGGAGGAUCUGACCAAGGAGACCCUCCAUAAGCAGUACCAGCUGGUGAAGUCCCACACCAACACCAGCCACGUCAUGCAGUACGGAAACAAAUCCAUCUCUGCCAUGAAAGUGAUGCAGUUUCAGGGCAUGAAGCACAAAGCCAGUUCCCCUAUCUCUCUGCCUCCAGUCACACGCCUUGACCUCACUCCCAGCCCGGAGGUAACCCUGGCCAUCCUGAAAAGGAAACUGAUGCAGACCAAUGACGGGCAGGAGUCGCGGAGUCUCCUCAAGCAGAUCCAGCAGCACCAGGAUGCCAGGCACAUCAUCCAGAAGACCGUGAACAAGAUCGUGUCUCUGCUGACCACCUCCGAGGCUGUGGGGGAGAGGCUGCUGUCCGAGAGAGCCCCGCUCACGAAGCACAGCUGCUACCAGGAGGCCGUGACGCACUUCCGCACCCACUGCUUCAACUGGCACUCCUCCAUGUAUGAGUCUGCUUUGAGGCAUUUGUACGUGCUGGCCAACCUUUGUGAAAAGGCUUAUCCCAUCGACAGCAUAAAACUGGCCAUGGACAAGGUGUGCCUUGGUUACUACUGAGGCGCUGCUCUCGGGAUGCUGCUCCCAUGUGAACACUGGACUGACCAGAGACUGAAGAGUGGAGCUGGAAGGGGAGCCGCUGCUGGGCCCGGGGGUGCUGGUGGGCCACUCUGGGCCUCUCCCCAGGCCUUCCUGUCACAAGACCGCCCGCACCUUUAUUCCCUGUCCUCUGCAAGGACAGCCAUGAAACUGAAGGAACUGCACACUGACUGGUGGGACUGUGUCGAGAAAGGGACGUUUGCUCUCCAGGAGGUUUUUUGGGGUUUUACUCAUUAGUUUUCAGGAGCAAGCAGUUCCCCGGGGCUGCCAGAGCCUGUGAAAGGAUCUUUGUUCUGAGAAAGUUGAAGCUGGAACCUCGUUAAGUCUUCAGGACGAUUUGAUUGCAGAGGGAAGUGAGCCCCGAAUGGAAAAUUAUUUUUAGGAAAAAAAAAUUAUAAUUUUUGA